Messenger RNA from Gryllus bimaculatus (two-spotted cricket), 1002 nucleotides. NCBI's taxonomy places the organism in Eukaryota, Metazoa, Arthropoda, Insecta, Orthoptera, Gryllidae. The record is from the annotation of a GenBank genome assembly.
AUGCGCGCCUCGACGAUCACGGCCAGGAUGCGCCUGCAGACGUGCCCCCUACGGGAAGAAGUCGGUGGUGCGCUCGGGCAUCCCGGUGCUGUGCGGGCGCGCGCAGGGUCGCCGCCGCCUGCCCUCCGGGAGGAGCGCUGCCGCUCGCGGCGCGGCCGCCGCUUGGACGCCACCGUCGUCCUCACGCCCUCGCCCGGAGACCCGCAGGCGCACCCUCACCAGGCGCCUGCGAGCGACGCGGCGCCCUCACGUCCUCGCCCUCGCCCUCGUCUCCGCGUCGUCCGUGGCGUCGCGCGCGCCGCGCAGCGUCGGACACUACACCUCGGCUCCCCGCCACCCCCGACCGCCCCGGCCUCGCCCACGCCCACGCGGGACACACUCCCGAGCGGCCCGCCGCCGACCAGGCGAAGCGCACAACUCCCAGCUGCCCCCGACCAGACGACGACGCUCGACCGCCAGGACCACCUCGACCGCACCGUUCGGCUGGAAGGCCACACAACCACCCUCGACCGCACGUUCGGCUGGAGGCCACCACCACCUCGACCGACGUUUCGGCUGGAGGCACACACACCACCCUCACGCACGUUCGGCUGGGACACCACCACCUCGACUCUCCGUUCAACAGGAUCGAACCAUCCGGCUCGACCAGACGAUCGCCCUCGAUACCGAGCGCCUCGGCGCGAAUCCCCCUGGCCAUACCUCCCGAGUAGGCGGGCGCACGCCGCGCAGAGGCCGCGCGACUUGGGGCCCUUCUCGAGGCGGGCGGCGCAACCCCCGGCCCCGCGCACGCGGCGCCUGCUCCAAGACGCGCCGUGCCCCCGCCGCAGCGCAGCGGCCGCGACUCCCGCCGCCGGCGGACGUCCUCGCGCCGCACGCCCAGGCCGCAAGCCCCCGCCCGAGCCGCAGCGCAGCUCCCCCCGCACAGCAACCGUGCCAACCCCUGCCGCCGCUGCACCCGCCGGACGCCUAUCGGCUGAGCAACGCGUUCGAUUUCACGAGUAG